This is a messenger RNA of Vitis riparia (riverbank grape), 841 nucleotides long. RefSeq lists its product as uncharacterized. The record is from RefSeq and is a predicted model, not a curated record. Bases 247 to 570 code for a protein of 107 amino acids. The transcript has 3 exons. Lineage: Eukaryota; Viridiplantae; Streptophyta; Magnoliopsida; Vitales; Vitaceae.
UAAGGUCAAGAAAAAAGAAGAAGAUUCACUUUGUGAAGUAGAAAGGCACACGGGAAAGCAAUGAACUGAUUUUUUGCUUUGUUUUUUGACCUCAAAUUCGCUGCAGUUAAGUCAACUGAACCCGUGAGGAUAGCGAAAUUAUCUUAGAUUGUCUCGCUAUAUAGGUCAUUCAAAGCAGGAGGCAAUGGCAAAUGACAUAGUUUCUGGUGAUGGGCUGCAACCCAAUCUGUUGGUUCAGAGUUUUCCAUGGCUAAAGUUUGUUGUUCCAUUGAAAUGGAGCCCAGGACCUUGAAUGAAGGACAGCUCCACCAUGCUAGGGAAGCAGCUGUGGACAUAGUACAAAAGAUGGAACCAAAGGAAGCCUCAAAUGUAUUCGCGGAUGGAAUGAGACAAGUGGUUACAGUGAAGGAGAUGGAGCAGAUGGCGGAAAAAGAGCAACUUGAGAAGCUUGCUGAGUACAAUGAGACGGCUCCGCCCAUUGGAGGACCCUGCCAGUGCUCAUGCUUCCCCACCAACUUAGAAUCCCCUGAUCAAGCUGGCCCUAGGGAGCCUCUUUCAGCUCCCUUCUGAAGCUUUUUUAAUUUUUUUUUCCACUGGUAGCAUUACUAUCAUUAGCCAGUGGCUUAGAUGACUGGUUGGCUUGGCUCAUACAAUAUCGUUGGGUUCUGGUUGUUGACCAUUAAAUCCUUGCAUUUAACCAUACUGUAAGCCAUUGAAACUUAGAUUUGUGAUGAAUAACGACAUUUGUAAUCUUGUUGAUUGUAAUUUCAAUAAAAGGGUCAGUUGGGCUCCUUUAAUUUCACUUUUGGGGGUCCCUAGUGAAAGAGAACAUAUUGUCCCA